Messenger RNA from Spirodela intermedia, 768 nucleotides. The record is from the annotation of a GenBank genome assembly. NCBI's taxonomy places the organism in Eukaryota, Viridiplantae, Streptophyta, Magnoliopsida, Alismatales, Araceae.
AUGGCAAGGGGCGGGACUGUGUUCCUCGUCGUGCUCAGGGGCCUGGCCAUGGCGGCGACGCUCUCUGCUACGAUACUGAUGGCGGUCGCCAGUGAGAAGACCACCGUCUUCAGCAUAACAUUCGAAGCCAAGUUUCAGAACUCGCCUGCUCUGUGGUAAGUUUCCGAGGUCCAGAAUUACUCUCUCUCUUUCUCUCUCUCUCUCUCUCUGAGACGAACAUCUGUUCUUCCUCUCCCAAUCCCCUAUGGUUUUCCUCAGGUUCUCGGUGGUUUCGAACGCAGUGAGCGCCGGGUACAGCUUCCUUGCUCUCUUCAUUUCUCCCACCAGUUCUCUGUUUCGCUUCGUCGUGCCCUUGGACGCGGUAGGUAGUCAGUCCUCCAAGCCCUCCUGAAUCGCCUCUGGUUCGACAAGAUCAUCCUCCACUGCUUCAUCUACUAGCCGUUGACUCUCCUCUCCCCUCCCGAUUUGCUUCAGAUCGUGGCGAUGCUGCUCACCGGCGCGCUCGCGGCGGCGGGAUCCAUCUCUUACCUCGGGAAGAAGGGGAACCCCCACACCGGCUGGAUGCCGAUCUGUGGCCAGGUGCCGGGAUUCUGCGACCAGAUGAUGAUCUCCAUCGUUUGUGCCUUCAUCGGCGUCCUUCUCUACACGGCGAUCGUCCUCUACAACGUCUCCAUUGCCAUGAAUUCUCUGAUCUCCAGCUUCCCCAAGCUUCCUGUCUCGGUUCCUCGUCCCCUGAGGACUGGCUUCUCCGUUCGUCUAACCUCCUGA